This is a messenger RNA of Amoebophrya sp. A120, 1427 nucleotides long. Lineage: Eukaryota; Dinophyceae; Syndiniales; Amoebophryaceae. The record is from the annotation of a GenBank genome assembly.
CCCCCACCGCCCCCUCCACCACCACAAAUAGCGCCAUAUACUUCUCCUCCGCCGAAGUCAAACGCCAGUCUCCCAGACACGGCGGCCGAAGUCCUCUCGCCGAGUAGUAAAGCACAACCAUCCUCUUUAUCCCUCGCCGCCGCCAUGGCGGGGGGGAGCAAGGGACCGCAGUCGAUGAACAGGCCCAGUGCGAGACACUCCAGGUUUCAAUCGUUGGCGGCGCAAGAUUUAGACGUGAGAAAAGACCGGCAUUUGGACACGAUGCAGUGCGUGCAACUGCCGAAGAACCAGAAGAAGCCCAUUAUGGAUUGCAAAUAUGUCUGGGUCUGGAGGAAUGCGAACUUGUGAUGCAAAUUUCACAACACAUGAAAAUCUCUCAUGCAUAGGCAACAAAAGCUGCCCACUUUCUGUCACCAAAAUGUGGCAUUUGUGAUGCGGAUUCGGCAUUGCGGAAGCUUCUCGAAAUCUGUGAUGCUAGAGCUUCCAUGCCAGACCUUAUGCGUCAUGCAAAAGCAGCAUGACUCUUCCAGACCCAGACAUUUUUGCAGUUGAUACCCAUGAUUGCGGUACAACACACCUUCUGGCUGGUGUUCGGCGGCAUGCCGUUGGUGAUAUUGUGGGCGGUGUUCGGCUGCUUAAUGAUCUUCCCCGGGGCUUUGCUUGGUGCUUACAGUCACGCCUGGAACUGUUGGGGCAUUGCGGCGAUCAUAUUAUAUCCGUGGAAGAAGGAUAAAAACAUCUGGCAGAAACCAAACCAACGCGCAGCGGCGGGUGGAGUGGGCAAUAUUCUGUGGUUUCCCUUUGGAUUAGUCCUGUUCUUGCUCCACUUACUCGGGGCGUUUUUGUGUUUACUGUCCGUCGUCUGCAUCCCCGUGGCGUGUAAUCACAUGCGACUCGCGAAUAUUGCUUUAACCCCGUUCGGGUUGGCGUUUACGCGGGACGACGCGAAGGAGGCAAUAGUUCUGAAACCCAGAGAAACCGUGGCGAGUCAGAUGCAUUCAAGGAUAUCGACGCGGGGGAAUUUCUGGAACUCGAAAUCCAAAGCGAGUCAGAUAAUGUAGUAUUUAUUCACAGUAUCUACUACAAAACGAGAUAGAUUAGGUUGAUUUUCAUGUUUUUUUUUCCUUGUAUCCCCAGAAUCUGCCCUUGAAGCCCGUAACCUAAAAACCCACCUAUCCUUUAAAAAAAGUAGAUCCUAAGUUCUCUAAUCUGCCACCUUGAAAACAUGAGGCGAAUUUGUCCUUGAGUUUAGAAGAAGACGACAGCAACCGGAUCGGACCCCACUAGUGAUACACAAGAACCCACAGCACUGCUAGUAACAGUGCAUUCGAGUUUUAUCUUCUUUUAUUUCAACCUCUGACGUCAACUGUAUCUACUUCCGUCGUACUUUCUUGUGUUUGUUUCGAAUUAUUUCUCUUUGUUGCAAA